CUAUCAUUUCAUUAUCAAGGUACCUAGUAGCCCAAGCUUGCCUCUGGUGCAGCAGAAAACAAUUUUCAGCCCAAUGGGAUCUAUCUGAAUCAAUGACGUCCAUUCCACUUCUCAAACGCAGUGUGAUUUGCAGAUCGUUUCAUCAAUCUACCAUUCUGCCAGCUCUGACUACUUCAGCCUCGUAUCGCAUCAACGCUCUAGAUCUAGAUCGAAGAGAUCAACUAAAGCAUACAGCCUUCCCUAAUCCAUCAAGACCGCAAACUCGAUACACCCCUUGUAUCGUUCAUAAUCUACGGGGUUUCACUACGACCAGGACACUAAACAUGGCGUCGGAUGAUGAUUACAUGGCCUUUUUGAACAAGGCGAACGAGGACCCAAGCAAAGGAUAUACAAAGGCGCAGACUUCUAGCAAGCAAGAUUUCAAAGCGACCGAUGACGGUGCGCAAAUCCCGGCUGCUAUCCAGGAGGCAACGAAGGAUAGUUUCUAUGUGAGCGACGCAGAUGAGCCGUUUGUUCCGGUUUACUUGGCCUGGGAUGAGGGCGGCAAAGGUUUACCAGACGAGGAGGAGUUUGCGACUCUGAUACAUCACCCCGAGCCAGCGAAUGCGCAGAUUGAGAUACUGGAUCCGGCGGACUGGGAUAGCCAGGGACAAUACAAGGCGAUUCUAGAUGCGGCGCAGAAGGCGGGUAAGGGCAACGAUAUCAGAGUAUACCGGGUCUCGAAGGGGGGCGUUAAGGUCGAAUACUGGGUCGUCACCACGGAGGGCAAAGGAGCAAGCGCCAAGCUCGUCGGUGCUAAGGCACUAGCAGUUGAGAGUUGAAUAUUUGAGGAAAAAGUAAAAGAAGCAAGAGAAAACCGCGUAUAAGGGAGAUCAUACUCAGACAUAAUAGCCAAUGGCUUACGAAAGGAAGAUAGACCUCGUUUAACAAAUUGGCAUUAUAUUUGAAUAAUACCCCGCGAUGACUGACAUUUAUGAUUCAAUUAUGGCACGAUGUGGGG
Annulohypoxylon truncatum is the source of this 1000-nucleotide messenger RNA. RefSeq lists its product as uncharacterized. The record is from RefSeq and is a predicted model, not a curated record. Lineage: Eukaryota; Fungi; Ascomycota; Sordariomycetes; Xylariales; Hypoxylaceae. The transcript is spliced from 2 exons. Bases 93 to 821 code for a protein of 242 amino acids.